GCGGCGGUUAACCGGAAACGCGGAAAGCCGGAGAACGGAAUUUUGAAUAUAAGCCGACCUGCGUGUACGUAGUGCCAUGUCCACGGGACAGCCAAGCGCUGAGCAAACAUACGCCCCCCCGUCCUUCUUCUGGUCCUGCCCGGCUAGUGGCAUCUAGGUGGCCAUAGCCAUGGUUCGUCGGGCCUCGAGUGUUCCGCAUCUGAACAGUAGUGGCGGAAGCAGUGCGGAUAGCGCUGGAACGUCGGGCAGUCGCCGUGGUCGGGCGCCCGUAGCCGGUUCCCGGGCGUCCCGGAAGACGCCCACCUCCACGACUACCGGCCAGAAUCAGCGCCAGAGCUCUGGGAGCAGCAGCGGCGUCCCCAGAUCCCGCAGUCUGACCAACGGCAUGCGUCGCCUGAGUCCCCAAAAGGGAACUGGGAGUAGUGGUGGCGGCGGAGGAGGAGGUAGCUCCCGCAACACCCCGUAUUUCCUGCGUUCCCGCGAGAAUGAGAUUGGUAGUGCCGAUACCCUGGAGAUCGUGGCCUCAAAAUCCACGGGCAGCGAGGAGUGCUCCACGCCCGAGGACAACAUAAAUGUCGUGGUUCGAGUGCGUCCCCUGAAUGACAAGGAGAAACGUGAUCGUCACGGAUCGACGCUUCAGUUCCCGGGCAACGGACAGGUUAUACUGGAAGGCAACGAUGUGGGCCAAAAGAGGUCGCACAAUCGCGACAGCGUGCGCGUCUUUACCUACAAUGUGGUCUUCGAGCCAGGAGCCACGCAGGAAGACAUCCUGGACUACUCUGGCAUUAAGCGCAUUAUUGAAAUGGGCAUCGAGGGAUUCAGUUGCACUGCAUUUUGUUAUGGCCAAACGGGCUCCGGCAAAACGCACACGCUCACUGGACCCCCGGACUUGUUCAUUGGCAAACCGAAUCCCAAGGAUCCGCGCCAUGGUCUCAUCUUCCGCUCGUUUUUGUAUCUCUUCCAAUUGAUUAAGAAUCGCAAGGACGUCAACUACGUGCUUAAAGCCUCCUUCAUGGAAAUCUACAAUGAACGGGUAAUCGAUUUGCUCAAUCCUGGAAGUGCAAGGAAACCGCUGGCAGUGCGCUGGUCCAAGAAAUCGGGUGGUUUCUUCGUGGAGAACCUUUUUACGGUGGACUGCGAGGAGUUGGAUGAUCUUCUGGCCGUUCUGGAAGAGGGUAUGAGGAAUCGUGCUGUUGGCUCGCAUGCCAUGAACGAUCACUCCUCGCGCUCGCACACCAUCCUGACGGUCCACAUCCUGUCCGAUCAGCAGACCGAUGGCGGGGUGUUCCUCUCCAAGCACGGAAAGAUCAACUUUGUGGACCUUGCUGGCAGUGAGUUGACCAAGAAGACCAUGAGCGAGGGAAAAACGUUGGAGGAAGCUAAUAACAUCAAUAAGAGCCUCAUGGUCUUGGGCUACUGCAUCUCCUCGUUGAGCGACUCCAAGAAGAGAUCGGGUCACAUUCCGUACCGGGAUAGCCAGCUCACCAAACUCCUGGCCGACAGUCUGGCGGGGAAUGGUGUAACCCUGAUGAUCGCCUGCGUUUCUCCUGCGCACUACAAUCAUGCGGAAACCCUGAACACCCUGCGAUACGCUUCGCGGGCGAAGAGGAUACGCACUAAGCCGGUGAUCAAGAUGGAUCCCAGGGAGGCACUGAUCCUCAGUCUAAAGCGUGACAUCCAUGCGCUCCAAAUGGAGAACGACCACCUGAAGGCGGCCCUGAAUCUUCAUCAUCAAGCGGCUCCGAAUGGCGGGGCCGCUGAGAAUCUCCUGGAGCUUCAACUGGAUAGAGUGAGCAGCAGCGGUGGUGGAGUGCCAGUGCCCAAAGUGGAUCUGCAGCGAUUACCAGAGCUAGAUGGCUCCGAGCUGGCUGAGCUCGUCAAGCUCUAUAUGGUGGAGAACGAGUCUUUGAGGCAGGAGAACAACCAUCUUUUCACCGUGCGGGAGACCAUCCUCAGGGAUCAGGAGAUCGUCUGCCGGGAGAACGAGCGGCUUCUAAAAAAACUGGAGGAUGUUAACAAAGUGUGCGUCCGUUCACCUUUGAUACCCGCACGCCCGGCUAUAUCUCCAACCACAGGAAAGGAAACUCCUGGCACUGAGAUCUGGACCAAUCCCGAGCCACUUCAGUCGCCACCAAGAGCGGAUCUACCAAUCGAGCAGCGAAUGUCUGAGAAUGCCGAUAGGAGAACAGAUACGGCCCAGAAGAGAAUCGACCAGCAACGCAUAGCUAAGAACAUCCUGAUAAUGGCCAAUGCGUUCCGGAAACCGGACUCUGACCUGGCCAAGGAAUUGAACCUUAAUCCGGAAAAGGCACACGCAAAGCAGUCAAACGAAUUUAUGCCUGACAUGCUCACGUAAUUAACUUUGAAUGGAUAUUCUUGAAAACUCAGAGAUUAAUAUAUAUUUUUGCAAUUAAUGGAAUUAAAAAUCAUAUACAAUAAAACAUUUAAAACGC
Molecule: messenger RNA, 2453 nt
Organism: Drosophila subpulchrella
Lineage: Eukaryota; Metazoa; Arthropoda; Insecta; Diptera; Drosophilidae
Gene: Klp54D
Product: kinesin-like protein KIF12
Exons: 8
Coding region: 170-2356 (728 amino acids)
Biological process (GO): microtubule-based movement
Molecular function (GO): ATP binding; microtubule motor activity; microtubule binding
Source: RefSeq, a predicted model, not a curated record